AUGCCUGGGCUGGUGUUGGUUACCGGUGCGGCCGGUUAUAUAGGUUGCCACUGUGUGGCCAACCUAUUGGCACAGGACUACAGAGUGGUCGCUGUCGACAACUGUUCCAACUCUACGAUAAUUAACGGACAAAAACUUCCCGAAAGUCUGCGUCGAGUGGAAGUGUUGACCCAGAAGUCAAUCCAUGACUUCAUUUUCGGUGAUCUCCGCAAAGAACAAGUCAUUGAUAAUGUGUUUGAAAAGUACCGACGCUUUGAUGUAGUCAUACAUUUGGCUGCCUUGAAGUCGAUUCCCGAAUCCAUUGCCAAUCCUCUAGACUAUUACCACAAUAAUGUCAAAUCAACGGUCAAUCUGGUGGACACUAUGAAGAAGUACGAGGUCUACCAUCUGGUGCACGCCUCUUCCGGUGCUGUUUAUGGCAAACCUAAGUACUUACCCAUCGAUGAGUGCCACCCAAUCGGCCAUUCCCUGACCAGUCCUUAUGCCAGAAGUGUUUAUAUGUGCGAAAAUAUACUCCAAGACCUGUGCGCUAGUGAUCCAAAGUGGACAGUCGUGUCGCUUAGGCUAUUCAAU
This is a messenger RNA of Oppiella nova, 573 nucleotides long. The record is from the annotation of a GenBank genome assembly. Lineage: Eukaryota; Metazoa; Arthropoda; Arachnida; Sarcoptiformes; Oppiidae.